Messenger RNA from Rhineura floridana, 5710 nucleotides. It is a transcript of the gene NRBP2, whose product is annotated as nuclear receptor binding protein 2. Gene Ontology annotation, cellular component: cytoplasm; endomembrane system. Bases 250 to 1674 code for a protein of 474 amino acids. The record is from RefSeq and is a predicted model, not a curated record. Lineage: Eukaryota; Metazoa; Chordata; Lepidosauria; Squamata; Rhineuridae. Gene Ontology annotation, biological process: intracellular signal transduction; protein phosphorylation; endoplasmic reticulum to Golgi vesicle-mediated transport. The transcript is spliced from 19 exons. Gene Ontology annotation, molecular function: ATP binding; protein serine/threonine kinase activity.
GGAGCAGGCGGCGUCGCAGGAGGAGAGCGAGGACGAGAGCGAGGUGCUGGAGGAGAGCCCCUGCGGCCGAUGGCAGAAGCGCAAGGAGCAGACGGAACGCUGAGGCCAAGCAGCCUUCCAAGCCCGUCGGUGACCGUGGUGGAUCUGAACCCCUGCCGAUUACUUGCAGCCUUUCCCAGCCCGGAACCGGGCGCCCUCCCUUGCCUGGUCGGACAUCGCAGUCUGUAGACUGGACCGUUGAUUAUUGCUAUGGAGCUGCUGUUCAGGCUUAAUUUAUCCCACCAUAAACCCUGCGAGGUGAACCAGGGCAACUUGCCAGGGCUCCAGAGCACAUUCCUGGCCAUGGACACAGAGGAGGGUGUGGAGGUUGUGUGGAACGAGCUGCAGUUCACGGACAAGAAAGCUUUCAGGGCUCAUGAGGAGAAGAUCAAGACAAUGUUUGAGCAACUGGUUGUCGUUGACCACCCAAAUAUCGUGAAGGUUCACAAGUACUGGCUGGACAUAAAGGAAACCAAGGCCCAGGUGAUCUUCAUCACGGAGUAUGUCUCAUCAGGAAGCCUCAAGCAGUUCCUCAAGAAGACCAAGAAGAACCACAAGGCUAUGAAUGCCCGGGCUUGGAAACGCUGGUGUACGCAGAUCCUCUCAGCUCUCAGCUACCUGCACUCCUGCGAGCCCCCCAUCAUCCACGGGAACCUCACCAGUGACACCAUCUUUAUCCAGCACAACGGACUCAUCAAAAUUGGGUCAGUUUGGCACAGAGUCUUUGCAAAAGCCAUGCCGCCUGAGCUGUGCAGCCCCCUCCAUGCUGAGCAAGAGGAACAGCGAAACCUGCACUUCUUCCCCCCGGAAUAUGGGCAUGUGGCUGAUGGGACAGCGGUGGACAUCUUCUCCUUUGGGAUGUGUGCUCUGGAGAUGGCGGUGCUGGAGAUCCAAUCCAACGGGGAUACCUGCGUGUCGAAAGAGGCGAUUGAGCGGGCCAGGCACUCCCUGGAUGACCCCAACAUGCAGGAGUUUAUCCUUGGCUGCCUUCUCCUGAACCCGGAUAAGCGGCCAACAGCCCACAACCUGCUCUUCCACCGUGUCCUCUUUGAGGUCCACUCUCUGAAACUCUUGGCUGCUCACUGCUUCAUCAGCAACCAGUACCUGUGGCCUGAGAAUGUGGUGGAAGAGAAAACCAAGGAGCUGGACCUCACUAUAGUCAUGGCGGAGAUCCAGCGGGAGGGCCGGUCCCCAGUGCAGUGGAGAUACUCCGAGGUUUCCUUCCUGGAGUUGGACAAGUUCCUAGAGGACGUUCGGAACGGUAUUUAUCCCCUGAUGAACUUUGCCACCACCCGGCCCCACACGCUUCCAAGGUCCAUGUCCCAGCCCCCCGAGGAUUCCCAGAAAGCCAAGACCCCCACGCCGGAGCCCUUUGAUGUAGAGACAAGAAAGGUGGUGCAAAUGCAGUGCAGCGUGGAAUGGAGUGAAGAGACACGGCAGUGGCACCUCACUCUCCUUCUGGUCCUGGAGGACAAACUGCAUCGCCAGCUGAGCUACGACCUGCUACCAACGGACAACCCCAGGGAUUUGGCUGCUGAUCUUGUGCACUAUGGAUUCAUCAGUCAGGAUGACUGUGACAAGCUGGCCUUGUUCCUUGAGAAUGCCUUCCACAAGCACCAGUCUCCUCUCUCCUGAGUCACCCAUUCCAGCAACUUGGUCUGUGCAGACGGGCCCCAUAGAAGAAAGGCCAGGAGCUGGCUUAGGCACACCGAGGCUCCAGCCGCUCCCCUCUGCCUACGCUGACCUGAAGGACAAUGGCCAGGGGAGGUAGACACAAGGCGGCUGCUCCACCCUUCAGACAUGGCCUGAAGGCCAAGAAGAACCAGGCAGGGCUAUGACUUGGUGCCAGCCGAGGUUACACCUGGAACCGAUUUCUGCCAGUGUCCUCCCUUCCCCUCCCUUGGAGUGGAUGCAGCUCCUGCUGGGAGUGGGCAGGCAGGCGGAGGAAGCGCAAGCUUGGAAGAGCCCCCCCUUGUGUGGCCUGGCCCCCCGCAUGGCAUACAUUGGCUCCACUUGCUCCGCCACAUGCCCUGGGCAGUGGCCUGACCUGAUGGACGGACCUGGCAGCAGAUGGCGAGACUCAGAGAGAUGAUGAGGCCAAGCUCCAGAGGCCUUGGCAAGUGUGGGCCAUGCCUGCUGCAGAGCAUGGGAGGCCAAGAGGAAGUGCCAGCACCUUGCCCUUCCCAGCAGGGCCAGGCUAUGGAGGUGGCUGAGCCACUUGUGCUUGCCUUCCCUCCUGGCUGAGUGGGAAUUUGAACACAGGUCCCCCCGGUAAGGAGCCGAGGCCCAGGAAUCCUUCAUUUCACAAGCAGCUGCUUCUCUGACCACCUGUUCAGGUGUGCCGUGACCGGUGCUGGUGCUCAGCCGCUGUGCUACAUUGCUUUGGUCGCUUCUGGCGCUGUGUGGGUCCUGCUCUUUUGUAGCAUGUUGUGUUUGCCGCUUGCGUCAUGCUGAGCUGCAUGCCAUGGAUACUUCUUGCUGGCUGCGCCACCCCCACCCAAUGUUUCCUACCUUGGCUUGGCCAGCAUCUGCGAUAGCAACCACUAUAUUGCUAUAUUAAAAUAUAAUGAGUCUCUUGGGGAACUGAAGCCUUCUGUGUCUCUGACAACUGGCCUCUUUCCAAGCAUUACCGUCUGUGCAAGAGGGUUAGGGUGGGACUGGCCUCUGGGCAGGCCCAGCUGAGGGGCUUCCCCACUUCCUGUCCCUUGUGGAGCCCCAGCCCAGCUGCCUGCCUCUCAUGCCAGCUGAAUGGUUUGUCCCAUGGGAAGAGUGCAAACAUCUCUUGUGAGGGGAGGCAUCAAAACCUAAAGCAGAGAGGGCCACCUCGUGGGGGUACUCUCCUUCUCCAGACCAAAAAGCUGCUCCAUCAGCACCCCACCCCUACAACGGGACCCCCAGCCCUUGGGUGCGUCUCUUGUCGUCUUCAGCCUUGCCGCUUACUUGGAUGGAGGCGGGGGAGGGGGGGAGCAGAAGCCGCUCCUGCGCUGCCUCUCUGGUGGGCCUUGCUGCUGCUUCUCUCUCUCUUACCGGCUGCCAGAAAGACAAAUCCAAGCAUGCUCUAGUCUAAGGUGAUGUUGCCUGCCAAGGCCCUGACCUUUCUGCAGCAAAUGCAUUCUGGCUUGCUGCUGCCAAAAGGGGAUGACGCUGGCUGUGUGACGGCGCCUCUCUUACAGCUGGGCUUGCUCCCAUGAAUGACGCAAUCCAAAGGCUCAACCUGUUCUUCCACACUGGCUCUCUGCUCCCCACUGCUCUUAGGCUUCUCUUGUCCAUGAGCCAAAACCUUAUUUCCAUGGAGAUAAUUGUGAGACCAUGGGCACAUCGGUCCAUCCCUUGGACUGACUUCAAGUCUUGGACUUAUGGCGACCCUAUGAAUAGGGUGUUCAUGGCUCUGCGUUCCUCCAGACAACCCAUUUGUUGAACAUUCAUCCUGAUUUGGGCAACAUCCACGCCACACAUGUAAAACACUCUUACACCACUUCAAUAGUCAUGACUUCUCCCAGCGACUCCUGGGAACUGUGGUUUGUUAAGAACAUAAGAAAUCCCUCCUGGAUGAGGCCAGUGGCCCAUCUAGUCCAGCAUCCUGUUCUCACAGUAGCCAACCAGAUACCUAUAAGAAGACCACAAGCAGGGCCUGAAUGCAAGAGCACUCUCCCCUUCUGCGGCUUCCAGCAACUGAUAUUUGGAAGCAUAUUGCAUUUGACUAUGGAGUCAGAGCAUAGCCAUCUUAAAUCGCUUGGACGGCCUUCAAGUCAAUCCCGACUUAUGGCAACCCUAUGAAUAGGGUUUUCAUGGUAAGCGGUAUUCAGAGGGGGUUUCCCAUUACCUCCCUCUGAGGCUAGUCCUCCCCAGCUGGCCAGAGCCUGCUCAGCUUGCCACAGCUGCACAAGCCAGCCCCUUCCUUGUCCGCAACUGCCAGCUGGGGGGCAACUGGGCUCCUGGGGACUACGCAGCUUGCCCACGGCUGCACAGGUGGCAGGGCACAUAACCCCUGCGCCACCCACUGUGGGGUGAUCUUUAGCUGGCCCUUGACACCCAGGAGACACAAGCGGGGAUUUGAACUCACAGACUCUGGACUCCCAGCCAGGCUCCUCCCCACUGGGCUAUACCAGCUCCAUCAAAUCAAGGCAAAAGGAGAAAACUCUACAUCCUGUACUGUCAUCUUCCCACCGAUGUUACCAUUUCUUAGCAAUUUCCCUUUGAAGACAUUUAACUUCUUCUGUAACAAAGGCAAGGAGACACCAACAGUUGGGCGCUGCAAAGCAUUCUUUGCAGUUAAAUCAACCAAUUUGUUCCCCACUAUUCCUACAUGGGCAUGUAUCCAACAACACCCAAGUCAGAUUCCCAGCCUUCAAAAUAAUCAACAGUUUCCCCAGGUUUUUUUUUCUGUGUUUGGGCUGUACAAUUCACCACUUCUACCAUAAAGGCUACAAAAAUGUUCCUUCUUAACAAGUAAAAGGUCAGCAUCUUCCACCCUCUUCCCUAAAAUUGAGUUAGCCACCAAGGAAGCUAAAGGGCAGGCAGCAACUUAAUCAACCCCCUUCUGCUCCUUCCAACACCCAGCAGCUGCUGCAUAAGACGUUCCCAGCUUCACCAGCAUCCCAGAACCUCCCAGCUGCUGGGUGACCGACCCCUAAACAUGGUACUAUGAGCUCCCCAACAAGUGCAACAUGCUGGAGUGGCAGAACCGUCACAAUGCUCAAAGGCGUGAGGACCUCCCCUCUUCCCACACCGUAUUCCGCCCCGACCCAGCAGGCACAUGUGCAAAAGCCUGGCACCGAAAGCAUCGCGGGGAGGGGAGACGAGGCCUAACCCUGAGAGCCUGACACCUGAGGAAUACCCGCUCUGGCAGCGACUGGAAGAAAGCCCUGCAGCUGAAGGGGCGCCACGCUCGCCCUGCCAGACCUCAAACGCUCCAUGUGGGCUACUCUUACACACACACCCCGCCCUCUUACUAUCAGCCUCAACCAUCUCACGGGCCCCUACUGCGGCUCCCAGCCCCCCCCCCGUUUCUCUGGUGGGCCUCUCAGGUUCCCCUGAAGACCCCAAAACUGGUCCCUGGCCAUGGUUUGAAGGCACAUAAGGCUACUUCCUUAGUGAAGCUAAGCAGGGUCAGCUCUGGCCAGUGCCUGGAUGGGAGGCCGCCUGGGAACUGUAUGGAAGCCGCCUUCGGUUUCUAGUAUGACAGGAGAGGCUAAAAUAAACACACAAUAAGUAAGUAUGACCGGCCCUCCGCCAGCCCUGCUCUCCUCUCCCGCGUCCCACUGAGCUGCCCCUCCUCGCCUUUCCUGCUUCAGCUACUCGGCCGCCUCCUUUCACAUCUGGGGCCUCUGAUUGGAUCACGAGGUUCCCUGGCUCCAGCUUCCCUGAUCAAAGGCCGCGGCAUCUCUCUCUCUCCCCCCCCUUAGCCGCCCCAGUGCUGCCGCCUUCUUUCUUUCUCUUCCCUCCGGCCUUCUCCGUGGUGGCUCCCAAAUUAUGAAAAGUUCUGCCUGACCUAGGUGCACCUGGUGCCAACAGUUAUUUUUUCGGCACCAGGUCAAGACUUUCCUCUUCUCCCAGGCAUUUUAGCAUGUGUUCUUAAAUUGCUUUUUAAAAGUGUUUUUAAAUUUGUAUAUUUGUUUUUAAUGCUUUUAAUUGCUGUAAACUGCCCAGAGAGCUUUGGCUAUGAAGCUGU